GUGGGAACGGUUCCUCUGCUCCUCGACACCGCCCGCCCGAUGCCCCGGUCAUUUUCCUCAUCGCUCAUUUCGAUUCCAACGCCACCCAAUUGUGCCCCUCCUAUCGUCGAAGAAUUGAUCACUACGAGCAUCCGUAGAAGAGGAACCGCGAUCAUGUAGGUAUUGUUUUCUCGAUUUGAUUCAUUCCUGUUGCUCUCCGUAAGAGAAGAAUUUGGCGUGAUCGGAACCUACUCGGUUGUCCUGGUAGUAAUUGUUGCUGCUAAUCUUGUUCCUCGGAUUAUGUCGGGGGGUUCCUUUCUUUGCGCCUUCUUUGAAUGAUUUUGACGUGUACGUCUAGUCUCACUGCAGCGCACUUGUGGAUCGUGGCUCACGGCGGAUCGAGCUCUAUGUUUAGAUUAUAAAAGCACGCUGUCGCAAGAUCCCUUUAUUCAUGAGUGAACUUUCCUGAUCAAGGCACACACAGGUUGAUAAUCAGCGCAGAAGCAGAACCAUUUGAUUAAUUUAUUGAGUUUUUAUUUUCCAGCAGUGGCUGGUGAACUUCUUGUUUGUACUGUGGCGCUCAAGUCAAAUGGGAAACUGCAUAAGAAAGAAUGUGAGAAAUAGUGGCAAUGAAGAUGAGGUAGAUUUUCGAGGUGGAAAUGUGCAUGUAAUAACCAGCAAAAGUGACUGGGAACAGAAGAUUGCAGAAGCAAACAAGGAUGGCAGGAUAGUUGUGGCAAACUUCAGUGCAACUUGGUGCAGUCCAUGCAGGACGGUUGCACCUGUUUACAGGGAGCUAUCUGAAAAGUAUCCUUCACUGAUAUUCGUGACAAUAGAUGUGGAUAAUUUGAUGGAUUUUUGUUUGUCGUGGGACAUCUCAGCAACCCCCACAUUCUUCUUUCUGAAAGAUGGGCAGCAGCUGGAUAAGCUCAUCGGUGCCAAUGGGCCUGAGCUUGAGCAUAAGAUACGCUUGCUGGAUCAAUCAUGCCAAGCUCCAACUGAUGCUACUCUCCCGCUACGAUGAAGAAAGGGAGGGAGGUCAGGAAACGAUAUGGAUGUAGUUGCAUUACCAGUGAGUUAGCAUAGUAAAGCAUGAUCUUAAGUGAGCAAUAUUUUGACAAGGGACAAGAUUUGAAGAGGCCAAGUCAGUGUAGAGCUUGGCGAUCAAUUCCUUCUAAAAGCAAGUUAUCUUUGUGAUGUGGGAUUCCAUGCGGCAAUGUAUUUAGCAGGUUUUGCUUGUCAACAAGUGGAUCAAAGCGUUUAAUAGUGUAAAUAAAUCAUUUGCAACAUGUAUAUAUUGCAACUAGACUCGUAUACGCUGCGAGUAGAAUUGCGAUAUGAAAUAUCUCUCUUUGUUC
Messenger RNA from Musa acuminata AAA Group (dessert banana), 1337 nucleotides. RefSeq names its product thioredoxin H4-1. The coding region runs from base 569 to 1003 and encodes 144 amino acids. The record is from RefSeq and is a predicted model, not a curated record. The transcript has 7 exons. NCBI's taxonomy places the organism in Eukaryota, Viridiplantae, Streptophyta, Magnoliopsida, Zingiberales, Musaceae.